Messenger RNA from Naegleria lovaniensis, 447 nucleotides. RefSeq lists its product as uncharacterized. Gene Ontology annotation, biological process: DNA integration; DNA recombination. NCBI's taxonomy places the organism in Eukaryota, Heterolobosea, Eutetramitea, Acrasida, Naegleriidae. Gene Ontology annotation, molecular function: DNA binding. Bases 1 to 447 code for a protein of 148 amino acids. The transcript has a single exon. The record is from RefSeq and is a predicted model, not a curated record.
AUGAGAGAAGACAAAUUUGAAAAACUCCUGAUUGCAACCACCAUGUUCAUUGGGUUCAGCGCACUCUUUCGUCCCUCAGACAUUGCUUCUAUUAAAUGGUGUGACAUUACCAGGGACAAACCAAAGAAGGGUUGGAUUCCAAUAAUUAAUUCAGGUCACAAAACCGACAAGAUGAAUCUCGAUAAAGAUCCCAUCAUAAUCGAACCAGCCCCCAACCAAAAGUACUGCCCAGUGAAAUUAAUCACCUCAUACAGAGACCGAGUCCACAACUUCAAAGAAAGAAAUAGUCCUUUCCUCUCCUUUACCGACAAUCGUUUCCUCACAUCAAACGACAUAUGCGAAUUCAUGAAGAAAGUGAGAAAAAUCCUUAACAUUAAGGAAAAUAUUCUAGGUCACUCCCUUAGAAUUGGAGCAGCUUCCAAACUCACCGAAGAAGGAGAAUCGUAG